AUGACGGGCGCGGCGAAGCAGACGCAGAACCUCGUCACUCGUCGCGCCGCGCGCCAGCUGACGGGCACGGCGAAGCAGACGCAGAGCCUCGUGAAGCACUUGACGGUGCGCGAGGUCGCCGCCGGCCGGUUCCAGGGCAACAGCGUGGAGCUGGGCUGGGGCCGCGUCUACGGCGGCCAGACCAUGUCCCAGGCCCUCGACGCGGCGCACCGCACGGCGCCGGGCCGCGUCGUCCACAGUUUCCAAGCCUACUUCUACCGGCCGGGCCGCACGGACGAGCCCAUGGAUUUUUCCGUCGAGGCGCUCAGCGACGGCCGCGCGCUCGCGUGCCGCCGCGUGACGGCGUCGCAGAAAGGCGUCGACAUCUUUUCCAUGCUCUGCAGCCUGCAGAGCGCGUCCGCCGCGCCGGCGCGGCCGCUCGAGCACCAGCGGCCGCUCACGGCGCCGGCGCCGGACGACUGGCGGCCCGAGGCCGUGCCGACGCUCCAGGAGCGCAUGCGGCCGCACGAGGCGCUGUUGCCGACGCCGCUGCGGAAGAUCUACCUCAACGACGCCUCGCCCUUCGUGCUGCGCCAGCGCGACUUCACGGCGCCGUCGGAGACGGGCGCGUCGGAGCCGGCGACGAGCUCGUACCUCAAGCUCGCGGCGCCCGUCGGCGACGACGCGGCGCUCCACGCGCGGCUGCUGGCCUACAUCUCGGACUGGGGCUUCAUCUCCACGGCCCUACGUCCCCACGAGGGCAUCAGCAACUACGCGCGCGGCGUCCAGCUCGCGACGAUCUCCCACGGCGUCACGUACCACCGCGCGGACCUCCUCCGGCUCGACGAGGACUACGUCCUCGUGCGCCACCGGUCGCCGUCGGCGUCCCAGGGCCGCGGCUUCGUCGUGGCCGAGUUCUUCGCGCGGGACGGCACGCUCCUCGCGUCCGCGCAGCAGGAGGGCGUCGUCCGCGUGCUCAUGGAUAAGUAG
Messenger RNA from Aureococcus anophagefferens, 969 nucleotides. RefSeq lists its product as hypothetical. Gene Ontology annotation, molecular function: fatty acyl-CoA hydrolase activity. The coding region runs from base 1 to 969 and encodes 322 amino acids. Gene Ontology annotation, biological process: acyl-CoA metabolic process; fatty acid catabolic process. NCBI's taxonomy places the organism in Eukaryota, Pelagophyceae, Pelagomonadales, Pelagomonadaceae. The record is from RefSeq and is a predicted model, not a curated record. The transcript has a single exon.